Ectocarpus sp. CCAP 1310/34 is the source of this 363-nucleotide messenger RNA. Lineage: Eukaryota; Phaeophyceae; Ectocarpales; Ectocarpaceae. The record is from the annotation of a GenBank genome assembly.
AUGCCCUAUUUGCUCGUGCUGGCUGCGCGCAACUCCGCGGGCGCUGCUCGCAACGUAGACAAAUGGCUAGGGUCAAAAUCCUCUAGAGGAUAGGUGAAACGGCAAUCCUCAGAGGAUUGCCCAAAAAAGCGGAAGCUCUGAUUUGGUAAAAAGGUUAUCCCCCCAGAGGAAACCCUCACCCAAAGCCCUGGAGGAUCACUGUUCGAAAUCCUCUGGAGGAUCGUUGGAAGAAAUACUCCACGGGGAAUACAUUACAACUUCCUCCAGAGGAUUUAGGAAGGUGAUCCUCCAGAGUUUUGGGUGAGGGGUUUCCUCUGGGGAGGAUCACGUUUUUACCAAAUCAGAGGAUCCGCUUUCUUGGGC